UACAGCAAAGUUUAGCGGAAUUUAUUUUGAGGAGGAAUUCGUUACCAGGAUGCGAUUUAUAAAAUGAUGAAAUGAUGUUUUUUUCUUAGUAAGCUUGGUAAUUUGAUAACAUGUCCUUACAAAUGAAGGAGUUUCAACUUCACCCGGCAUAAUUUGGUGAUUUUGUUACAAAUUUAACAUGCAUCGUAUACGGUUUAAAGUGUCUCUAGUGUUUGUGUUAGGUUUUGCGGUGGGAAUCGCGGGGGAACCUUCUUCUUCGGAAGUAAGCUGUCAGUUCAAACAUGGCAAGUGUACCUAUGACAUUUACCUUAACCAUGCAGAGGCAUGCGCUCCAUCGAGGCAGACGACAUUUGAGGAAACUAAUUCUUUCUUCAAACCUCAAGAAAUCCGACUACCUGCCGAUGAAAAGAUGACAAAAAUGCAAAAAGAUUUUAACGUUGUGAAAUCCGAUCAUGAAAAUAGAAUCAAAGAGCUCGAAAGUUCUAUACAGAAAGUACUCAGGAAUGCAAUUCCAUUGCAGCCUGUUAAGUAUUCGAAUAACCAUGUUCAAGUUGAAUCCACUUCUCGUCAUGGAAACCUGAUAGAAACCAAACAACCAAACCAGGAAGGUUCGGGGAAUAUCCUUCUCCUACAAUUGCAAAAUCAGUUUCAAUGCAAUAAGAGAACAUCUCUUAGUCAAAGAACAGCUGAUCUAUUAGAAACAAGAAAAUAA
This is a messenger RNA of Ruditapes philippinarum (Manila clam), 712 nucleotides long. RefSeq lists its product as uncharacterized. Bases 179 to 712 code for a protein of 177 amino acids. The record is from RefSeq and is a predicted model, not a curated record. Lineage: Eukaryota; Metazoa; Mollusca; Bivalvia; Venerida; Veneridae. The transcript has a single exon.